CGCUGCCAUUACUGUGGUCGUUUAAAAAAAAAAAAAACGAAGAGUCGGGAGGGGCAGGGGGUGAAAAGGGAGCAAAGAGGAGCCACAAGGCGAGCGCUUAAAGGGGAAGCAGGGCUCAUAAAGUCAGGUCGCCCUGAAGGAGCCUCUUUUGGGGGGAGGCGGGCGGAGCAGGUACGAGGUGGCGAAAUGGACCAGUCGCUAGCUAACGGCGUGGGGCAGGAGCUGGCUAGCAAGCGCCUACAUUCAAGGAUGGAGGCCUCUUGCUUGGAGCUGGCUUUGGAAGGGGAGCGCCUGUGUAAAGUGGGGGACUUCAAAGGUGGGACGGCCUUCUUCGAAGCAGCUGUACAGGUUGGCACAGAGGACCUGAAGACUCUCAGCGCCAUCUACAGCCAGUUGGGCAAUGCAUACUUCUACCUGAAGGAGUAUGGGAAAGCCCUGGAGUAUCACAAGCAUGACCUCACUCUGGCCAGGACAAUUGGCGAUCGCAUUGGUGAAGGAAAAGCCAGCGGUAACCUGGGCAACACACUGAAAGUGCUGUGUCGCUUCGACGAGGCCGCUGUCUGCUGCCAGAGACAUUUGGAUAUCUCUCAAGAGCAAGCCGACAAGGUGGGUGAGGCCCGGGCACUUUACAACAUUGGCAAUGUGUUCCAUGCCAAAGGCAAGCAGCAGUUAUGGGGCUGCACCCAGGAGCCAGGAGACCUGCCCGCUGAUGUCAGAGACACGUUACAACGGGCUACGAGUUUUUAUGAGAUGAAUUUGUGUUUGGUGAAAGAACUGGGCGACCGUGCUGCUCAGGGCAGAGCGUAUGGCAACCUGGGCAACACGCACUACCUUUUGGGAAACUUUGUGGAAGCCAUCAAGUUCCACAGGCAGAGAUUAUCCAUAGCGAAGGAGUUUGGUGACAAAGCAGCAGAGCGACGAGCCUACAGCAAUUUGGGGAACGCUCUGAUAUUCCUGGGCCAGUUCAACACAGCCACAGAUUACUACAGGAAAACUCUGCACCUGUCACGGCAGCUGAGGGACCAGGUGAUGGAGGCCCAGGCCUGUUAUAGCCUUGGAAACACCUACACGCUUUUGCAGCAGUAUGACAGAGCCAUUGAAUAUCACCUUAAGCACCUGUAUAUUGCUCAGGAUCUCACAGACAGGGUUGGGGAAGGCCGAGCCUGCUGGAGUCUAGGUAACGCCUACGUGUCUUUAGCCAAUCACAAACAAGCGCUCCACUAUGCCCGAAAACAUCUGGAUAUCUCCAAAGAAAUUGGGGACAGGAAUGGUGAGCUGACAGCCAGAAUGAAUGUAGAACAGCUGAUGGAGGCAAUGGGUGUCAGUGAUGGUGACCUUUCACCUACUAGUUCAGAGUUUGAGAUGCAAGGAGCGAGGCCCAAAUUCACCAAGAGGAACAGCAUGGACAGCGUAGAACUGUGGAAAUUGUCUUCAUAUAAGAACGGCGAGGGCCAUGAGGUGGAAAGCAUACCCAGGAGGUCUAAGAGUCAGAUGCCACAGAUGGGAAAAAGAAAAGGUUUUCCUGAGAGCCAGUCAUCAGAUGACAGACCCUGGUUGGACUCUACUGUGGACACUGAUGACAUCACUCUACAAGUCCCGCCUCCAGUACAAAAACUUGGCCGUGACCCUUCCGAUGAGGACUGCUUUUUCGACCUGCUCAGCAAGUUCCAAAGCAGCCGCAUGGACGACCAGCGCUGCCGCCUCGAUGAACCGCAAAAUGGUGACUGCCAAGAAGGCGGGGAUCUGAGUGACAUGAUUGAUGCCUCAGUGACCACCUCCCCCCAGACAGAGGAGCUCUUUGAUUUGAUCGCCAGCUCUCAGAGUCGCCGUCUGGAUGACCAGCGCGUCAAUGUCGGAAACCUUCCGGGUCUCAGGAUUACCCAGAACAACCUGGGACACCUGGUGGGAGACGCAGAGCAGGAACCCAGCGACGACUUCUUUAACAUGCUCAUCAAAUGCCAGUCGUCUCGGAUCGACGACCAGCGGUGUUCCCCGCCCGAAGCUGGUCCCCAUGCCCCCACGGUGCCUGAUGAGGACUUCUUCAGUUUAAUUCAGCGGGUGCAGGCCAAACGCAUGGACGAGCAACGCGUCCACCUGUCCAAUGACGAGCAAGAUAGCCCGGGAGAGGAGUCGCUCGAUCCUGAGCAACCCGGUGGGAUCCCCAGCUAGGGAUGGGUGUGAGGCGGGGUCCCCCAUCUCAUGAGACAAUAAUAAACACGUGUCAACGCAGGCUGCUCGCGAGCAUAAAUGUCCACGUGCAACAGGUGGUGCCAUUUCAUUCAUAUGUGUAAGUAUAAUGGGGAAGCAUGUUGCAUUUUGCACGAUCAUGGAAUUUCUUCAACUGCCAUCACUCUUGAUAUUGUAACAUGAGAAGUGAUGCCUUAUUCAGCAUUUUCUUUUCCCAGACUUAAGAUUGUACUAAUAGAAGCACACCAACUCUUUAGGACUCAUUUGAAAUCUAGCGCUUAAUGAUUUUGCUCUGGAAUCUAAAGGCUGAUUUUUAUGGAAGUUACUAACACAUUUGAGG
Molecule: messenger RNA, 2527 nt
Organism: Syngnathoides biaculeatus (alligator pipefish)
Lineage: Eukaryota; Metazoa; Chordata; Actinopteri; Syngnathiformes; Syngnathidae
Gene: gpsm1b
Product: G protein signaling modulator 1b
Exons: 14
Coding region: 187-2169 (660 amino acids)
Molecular function (GO): protein binding; GTPase regulator activity
Source: RefSeq, a predicted model, not a curated record